CGAGUGGUUACAAUAUUAUGCGCGAUGACAUCGCACUGCUCGAGGUGCAUGAGAAGCACCCUCCGUCUUUCUCAGCAAAUCUCUAUCCUGACUACUGGACUCUCAAUCACGGACCCAAGUUCUCAUAUAAUAAUUCUGUUUCGUCAAUUCUGGAAGAUAUACGGGCCUUCAGGAUACCUACUGACUUCAUUAAAGUUUUCGACGAGGCAGGUAUACAGUAUUAUAAUGGGUGCUUAAUUGUUGAACUCUUGGAUUUCCGACCUGCAAGGGCGAAGGAACCAGUACUGGAGAAGCCAGAUAAGCAGCGCGUAGUACUGCGACCUAACGCUGAAACAAUAUGGGCAGACAUUUGCAACAUGAACGAGAAGACGGGGUCGAAAUGGUCAGAUAUGGAUGCUCUACUAGUCGAAUCAAAGAUUCUGUUGUGUACUUCGGCUCCGUUAUGUCUGGAUCCGGAUCCGUCUUUGACACGAGUUGUUAAUAGUAUUCUCCGUGUCUCCACGCCAAACGUUCCGAAUUCACUAAAACGCAAGGCAACUGCUAUGGUUGACAUCGAAGAAGACGAAACCGAGAAGGCCAAACGUGCGAAGAUUAUGCAGUUCAUGAAUCCGCAAUUUAGCAAUACGCAUAAGCCAUUUCAUCCUAGUUAUAAAAUUCUCUCAGUUAUGGAACAGAAGCGUGCAGCGGCAGCCUCUCAGCAGACCUCACAGCCUGCGACGACUACAUCAGUUCCAAACAACAUAUCUUCUGGUACUAUGGCUCCGCAGAACCUGACUCGCCAACAAGCACCUGAAAAACCUUCAGCGCCUGUCGCGCCUAUCGCACCCACACUUACCACGUCGUACUCACAAACAAAUACGAACACGAUUCCACAACCCGCACCCACCACAGUCCCCCAGACGCAGGCGCCACCUGCUAUUGAUCCUGCCCAUAGGCAGUCGCCUUCAAAACAACAGCAAUCCGCAAGUCAGCCUCUCCCACAACGCCCACCGUCGCAAACUGCCGCUCCGCCGCAGGCGAGCGCGGUUAGCCAACCGCCUCAAGCUCAAGUUCCUCAGCCAACUCGACCUCAACCGACUCAGUUCAACCCCCCAUUACCUCCGGCCAAUUUCCUCAACCCUGCUCUUCCCCCUGGUCGGCGCCGACCUUCGACAGUUGUUAAACCUAGCACUCCUGCUGUUGCGACCUCUUCGCUGCCGACUCAACAACCGGUAAAUCAGAGUCAACCGCAGACUCAAACACAAAUACCGACGCAGACUCCGGUUCAAUCUCAACCGCAAACACAACCGCAGCCAGCAUCGCAACCACAACCGCAGCAGCCCGCACCACAGCCAAUUGCACAUCCAACGCAGGUACAGGCACAGGCUCAACCGCGUCUCGCACAGAUUCCUGCAAAUAUGGCACAAUUCUACCAGACCGGUAGACCAACAAUGGCCAUGACACAGGCUGCAGCUGCGACCAUUGCAGCGCAGAGACAGGCACAGAGUGGUCGAAACACGCCUAUUACUGUGAACAACCCAAGUUCCUCGCCCGCACCACCUCCGUCGGCGCUAGCACGGAGCCCUAUGGUACCGCCGGCUGUAGCUGCAGCGAUGAUGUCAAGGCAGAGCACACCGGUAGCAACAAGCAACCAAGUCAUGCGUGGUAGUCCGCUAGUUGGAAGUCACCCAGUUGUCGCACGGCCAGUUGCAGGACAGACACCAGCUCCAGUCCAACAGCAACCCCAGCAACCUCAGCAGCCGAUCCCGGGCAGCCAGGCGAUGAUGAUGCAACCAGGUGCGAGCGCGAAUCCCCAGGCAGUCCUCCAGUACCAGCAGCAACGUAUGGCCAUGUAUAGGUCGCUACAAGCGCAGGCGGCCCACGCACAGGCAAUGCAUCAAGCGCAGAUGCAACAGCAAGGUCAUGUGUCACCGGCGCCGCAGCAACAGCAGAAUCCACAAGGUGGCAAUACCCAAACAAUCCAGCAGACCGCGCACGAUCAAGCUCCCAGAACACAGCAAAACUUCGCCGGCGUCCAGAUGCCUCUCAAUUAUAUGCAUAUGGGCCAAAUGGGCCAGAUGGGUCAGAUGGGUCAGAUGGGUCAGUUGACUCUACAGCAGCAACAGCAAUUCCUUUGGGCCCAGGCCCAGGCCCAGACUCAGCGAAGCAUGGGUCGAGGAAUGCCCCAAGUCGGACCAAACGGGCAGCAACAGAUGCCAACUAUGCCUGCAAACAUGACACUCCAGCAAUAUCAGCAAAUGCAGGGGUUGGGACGUGGUGGAGCCCCACCGAAUCGAUGAAUGUUAUUCUUUCCACUUUUUCUUUUCCAAUUUGCCAUGUAUUUCAAUCUGUGUUUCCUCGUCAUGCUUGCGUCCGGACAGGUGUUAACGUAGAUGUACCUCAGUGUAUCUUUAUCUCAGCUUCUUCGUAACGAACAACGCCAUGAAAUGCUCCCG
Messenger RNA from Fomitiporia mediterranea MF3/22, 2435 nucleotides. RefSeq lists its product as uncharacterized. Bases 18 to 2279 code for a protein of 753 amino acids. NCBI's taxonomy places the organism in Eukaryota, Fungi, Basidiomycota, Agaricomycetes, Hymenochaetales, Hymenochaetaceae. Gene Ontology annotation, cellular component: SAGA complex. Gene Ontology annotation, biological process: regulation of transcription by RNA polymerase II. The record is from RefSeq and is a predicted model, not a curated record. Gene Ontology annotation, molecular function: transcription coregulator activity. The transcript has 6 exons.